AUGGCUCUCUUCUCAGCCGAGACUUCCGGUAGAUGCGUUGUGAAGGGCACCGACAUUCCACCACCUCCUGAACCUGAGCCGAUCACCAUCACCGAACUCCCGCUUCCACCUGUUACUUCCAACGACGCCGAGGGUGGUUGCACUUUUGAUGUCAACCCACACGGAACUGGCUGCAUAGGUCAAGCUCUGACGGCAUUCCAAUCUGGAGCUUUCUUACCAGAUGGUCUUCACGUCACGGUGACGGUCAACUUCACCGGCGCUCCGGCCGCGCCUGAUCCGGCUAGUAUCUUUACCGGCGUGCAAUCAAUCCUAGUGAAGACCGACGGUAGUACAUUUUCUAACGGUGGUGCAUGGAAAUGUAUUACUUGUGGUGUGCCAGGGAAAAAUGCGCUCGGGGGACGCUCGCCGACGAUGGACUAUCCCCAGACCUUCAUUGACGGCAAACGCCUCUUGGCCGGUACGAACAUUAUUGAAUGUACUAGUAAUCUCAUCGAUGCUGCAUGUACUCCAGACCAAGUUCACAUCUACCCUAUCCGCUGGAAUACGACGACGAACGCUACUGGACCUGGUGGCAACAUUCGUGAGCUGCGCUUACAUCCGGACAACGUACACAUGGGCUUCAAUUCCUUUACAAUCCUUAACGGCAAAAUUGGCCAGUAUGGCUACAUGGGAAGAUUGCAAUUCAAUCCCUUUCCGACUUGGGGUACGCCUCUAUCUCCUCGUUAUGAUCUAGUCAACGUCUAUCGACUCUUCGACCCUGAAGCCCUUCAGCCUGUCACUGUGGAUCGGGACAACAGCAGUCUACUUCACAUCAACCCUCAAUCUGUCAUGGUUGGUGAACUACGUGGCUUUAGUGGAACUGGCCGAGAGUAG
Molecule: messenger RNA, 873 nt
Organism: Didymodactylos carnosus
Lineage: Eukaryota; Metazoa; Rotifera; Eurotatoria; Philodinida; Philodinidae
Source: the annotation of a GenBank genome assembly